Molecule: messenger RNA, 3754 nt
Organism: Lymnaea stagnalis (great pond snail)
Lineage: Eukaryota; Metazoa; Mollusca; Gastropoda; Lymnaeidae
Source: the annotation of a GenBank genome assembly
GGCAUCCGUCAUCCGACAACAACGUGUGAUGGAUGCAACCACAGCGGCAUCCGGGGAAUUCGCUGGAAGUGCCUUGAUUGUUUCGACUACGAUCUGUGCACUGCGUGCUACGGCUCGGACAAGCACGACACACGCCAUACGUUUUGGAGGAUCGACAGGGCGUCAUCAAAACGGUAAAAUACAGCAUCGUUUAAAUACACUUUCGCUCUCUAUUUGGUAUUGGUUAAUUUUCAUUUCUUCCAAUUUUACAGUUUAUUUAUUUUAGGUUUUUAUUUUCGCGAUUUAAUUUUAUGUAUUUGUUUCUUUUCUUUAACAAAAAAAAAAGGUUAGUACUAGAAAUUGUCUCAUUCAAUCUUACCCUAAAAAAGCUAAAUUCUAGGUUUAAUUUCUAUUUAGUCUUUCUAUCAAAUCUAAUUAAAUGAAAUAUCCAAUUACAGAAUGUAAGAAAUAUGAUACAUUUUGACGUCAAUUGUGGGUUCCAGACAAGCGUAUACAAUUUAAUUACAAAGAACAUCGAAAUAAUUGUCAUUCUCAUUAAAGAUCAAGUCGUUUUUCAUGGAAAAUGUAUCAUGGGUUUAUUGUUCAUGUCACGAAUCAAUAACUUCAGUAAUCAUAUUGUCGUCCUUCCAGCAUGGACUAAUCAUAUCGGUACCGUCCUAGCAGAGUGUAAAUAUAUUGUCAAAAUUUGAUGUAGAGAAGCACACUAUUGUAAAAUGUUCAUAAGAGUAAACUUUGUUGUAAUAAUAAUAAAAAAAAACAACUUUGCUUGUGUUGAGCUGCGGUCUGUCCUUAAGACCCAACAAUUGACACAACCUUGAAAAUCUAAAUCCCGACAUUUGAAAAUACACGGAAUUAUUAUUAUUAUUUGUAUUUUUUCGGAGUGGUGUAGGGUUAUACUUUCUUUGACGCCCUACCCCAUUCAUAGUCCAGUUAGAAUAUUGAACGGUGGCUACACCUUAAAGAAACGUGUUUUCGUUAUUCAUUUACGGAUAGAUGAAACAAAAGGUCAGCCACACUUUUAUGCAAGCCUAAUAUAAUGGUUCACCGCUUGUGAAAUUUACAUGCUAUUCGUCAUCGCAUGAGAUAAACCUGGUAAUAUAAAUAAAUGCCAAUAAAAUGCAAUGGUUGAAAAACGUUAACAUUUCUCUGUAUUUUAUAGCGUAAAAUUACCCAGGCGAUGUGAAGGUGAAAAACUCCAAGCACAGGGGAUAUUUGCCGAUGCAGGCGUGUGCCGUGUCCAAGACUGGGAUGAGGAUGACCAGGAGGGUCGGUAGCGCUCUAGCCUAUUUCAUUUGUUUGUGUAAAACAACUCAGUUGACACCAGAGAUGAACUCAUUGCUACUGUAAACAUUUUAAGUAACGUGUGUCUGGCACUGGUCGUGUUUUUGCUUAAGCUGAGCUUUUUUUUUUUUGUCAAUGCUUUUUUCUCCGUACAACGGCCUGGAGUGCGGAGAUCUUCAGACUCCAUAUUGUGCUUUUAAACAAAUUUUAAAAAAAACAUUGCUCAGAUUCCUUAAUUAAUUCAUAAACUGUAAUCUUCUUAUAAACUCAAACUUCACUUACUGGAAAUUUGUUGAGAGAAGGGAAUUAACGAAAUAAUAACUGAAAUAUGGACUUAAAAAAAUGGUAUUGAUGAAAUCAUAAAAUAAAACUUCAGAAAUGUUUAUUGUUUUUAAAAAGCUAAUUUACUGUGUUUAUUUUUAGAAGCCGAAUCGAAGGAAGGACGAGUGUUGACAAUCGGAGACUGGCCCCUCCAGAAUGUUUCAUUCAACAGCCUUGCAACUGUCAAGUGGUCAGAUGGCACGGAAAGCAACUGCAGACUUGGCUAUGGGGGGAAAGUAGAUCUAAAAUUCAUUAAGUCCUCUUUUGGCCAAGUCUACUAUAAAGACCACCUGCCGGUUUUAGGUCUGUUUCAAAUGUUAACACACUAAAUUAUUUUUUUUUAAAUGUGGGAAAUUGUAUUUGCUGUCUCUUGUAAUUGGGUCAUUGCUUCUUGUUGUUUAAAUUCCUAUUUGUUGUCAAUGAUAAACCUGUAACAUAUUUACAUUGAGGAUUCCUUGAAACCCAUUUUUAACUGUACAUCAUUGAAGUGUGUCAGGCAAUAAAGGAGAUACUAAACAUCAAACAAUUUACGAAGAACAUUAUGAAAGCAGGUUUAGGCAUGGGCAUGUGUAUCAGAUUCAAGCAACUGCAACAUUAAGAAACUAUCAUUCAUGUUCCAAGCUGAAAAAACGUAUGUCUAAAAUAUUAGCAUCUUCACGAAUGCUUGUAAUUUUACCAAUUGUUUUGGUGACAAUUAGUAUAGAAGGAUUCCAUAUUAUUUAAAAAUAUUUUUUUAAAAAAAGGUUUCAUAUCUCACUGAGGUACAACAAAACAAAUAUUGAAGAGGUCACUUGUUCGAGGAGAGAAACUAUCAAAAUUAUGCAUUUUACCUACAGGAAAACCUGAGGUUUCCGAAUGCAAAUUUGACAUUGGUGACGUGGUGUCCUGCUGGUGCGAUAGUGCCACGGUGAGGCGACUUCAGGAAAACCACGGAGGAUGGACUGAAGAGAUGAGCAGCGUAAGUGCUCGUCGCGUUGUCGUAUGACAUAAAAAAAAAAAACGGACUGAUGGAUUGCUCAUAGCAUUUUUUAAAAUGAUGAGUGGAAACAUUUUCUUGGGGGUGGACUUACUAUGAGCAAAGAAUGUGAAUUAAUAAAUAGUAAAUUCUUUUUUAAUGUGUGUUUUGGAGUGGUGUGUGUGGUGAGAUAAAUAAUAGCGAUUUGAAUCUAAAUUUUGCAAAUUCAUAUUUAAAAAUAAAUAUUAUAAAUAGCUAUAAUUGUUUUACUUCUAAAGAUUUUUCAAAUUUAAAUUUAAAAAAAAAUCUGUUUUAAAAUUGCCAUGUAGGGUACGUCCACAUUUUUUUUAAAACAGAGUAGCUUGCCCGUGGUUGUCGCCAACUUUUAUCAAUUUGGUUUAGUUCCAAACUCAUGUUUGUUGUUUCUAAACUUGAUUCCGGCCAGUUAAGUAGGGCUAAUUACAAAAGAUCCAAUAAUAUAGUUUUUAAAUUAAAAUUAAAAAAUUUACUCCGAAUAAUUUCUUUCCGCCAAGACGUCAUCCGAUCCAUGUUUACUCAGCCAAGCCAUGACAACCACAAAAAUAUGAAAGCGGAAAUUAUAUACACCAAGCCAUUAUGAUGUUAAUUCUUCGAAAUUAUAGGUUUUUUUUUCCCUUUGUGAUCGAAACCCCAUAGACCAAUCACACAACAAAAAAAUUUAUUAUAAGUGCGACUUUUUGGCACCGGAAGAGCCUUCGCGUAGGUCAUGCAAACUUAGCAACUCGCGGGGGAGGGGGGUGCGUUCGGAUAUUUAAGGGUCCAAAAAUUGUUAAAAAAUAACACUUGAGAAGGCAGGGAGUAGAAAAACAAAAAGUAGCAGGGAUCCCCAUAAUCCACGGGAUGACUCUGCUCAGCUGCUUUAUUUUCUUUACUGAUUAAGAUACUCAAACACUCCUGAUUAGGAACCAUGUUCAGGUAUUUUGACGCUUAACUGAUAGAGUUGCGUCAUACUGAAAAGAGAACCAUUGGUUUCAAUGUGUUAAAAACUGAAUUUAAAAAAAAUAUUUUUUUCAAUGAACUAUCAUUUGUUUGAAUGGUUGUUGUACACCGUCAUAUUACUGGCCGAAUGAAUUGAUUUUACUUCGCCAACAGUACACGAGCUUAACAGGGACUGUGGUCGACAUUGACGAUGAUUGUGACGUGAGUGUACAGUAUGCC